Symbiodinium sp. CCMP2456 is the source of this 1065-nucleotide messenger RNA. NCBI's taxonomy places the organism in Eukaryota, Dinophyceae, Suessiales, Symbiodiniaceae. The record is from the annotation of a GenBank genome assembly.
GCAGAUGAGGCCUUGGAGAUUUCCGUGGAGUCGGAGGAUCCAGUUGGCGAGGCUCAAGCUCUGAUGGCCCUCGCCGAGAUCUACAGCCAAAGAGAAGAUUUGGAAAUGGCCGUCAACAAGGCGAAGGAAAUGCGGCAAAAGGCCAAGGAUAUCGGACACAGGCUUCUGGAAGCCCAGGCCUGUAAGGCCCUAGCAAAUGCCUACCAAAACGCUGAGCCGCCGCGCUACGUCGAAGCUGUGCGGGCGGCGAACGAGGCGGUCUUGCUUGGGAAGAAGGCCACCUACAAGCCUUUGAUCGUGGAGAUGAUGCUAUUGGCCGUCAAGGUGAACACAGCACUCGUCAUGCAGGAUGGUGCGCAGGUCUCUCUCCGAGGAGCCGAAAAGGCCGUGCGGCCAGCACGCGAGGCAGUGACAGUAGCAAAAGCCACGAUGAAGAAGACGCUGAUCAGCACCUGCCUCUACCAACUUGCGGAGGUGCAGCUCAUGUCUUACCAGCUGGGGCCAGCGAUGACAUCAGCAAAGGAGGCGCUAGAGAUGUUCCGGGAGCGUGGAGACAAAGCUGGCGAAGCUGGUGCGGUCAUCCUCAUGGCCGAGACGCAUUAUGCCGGUGGCCGGCACGACAAGGCUGAAGAGACGGUGAAGGAGGGCAUCGAGUUGGCUGCCGCCUGUGGAGAUCAGCGGAAAGAGGCAUACGGCAAGGCGUUGCAGGCGCAGAUCGCACAAAGCAAGGAAGCACAAGCGGCCGCCAAGGCACCAAAGAUGGUGCCUAUGCAAGGCAUGAUGCCGCAGCAGGCGCUCCCCGGUGCGGCGGCGGGCGACGCAGCGCCACAGGCAGCCGUCAGUGUCGAAGCAAAGCAGGUGGGCCUAGAUGCUGCCAUGGUGCAAAGCACCGUCCAGGAAAUGGCUCGCCAAGCCAUCGGCGUGGACGACGAGUUGUUCUUGGACAGCGCCCUCAUGGAUUCCGGUAUGGACUCCCUCACGGCCGUCUCCUUCAGGAAUGGCUUGCAACAGCAGCUCGGUGUGAAGUUACCCUCCUCGCUGAUGUUCGACUACCCGACCAUGAAG